UUGUGUUUAUAAAAUUUGAAAGUAACCUCUUGUGUGUGUUGUUCACUCAAAACAUUUUGUUGCUUAACAACACUGCUUGUCGCAAGGUUGCCAGAUCGCCGCAAACUUGAAAUCGAAACCGUGAUCUGGCUUAAAAGAAAUUACCGAAAAGAACGCAACAAGCUAAGCUCUGGGCAGAGAAAAGUGGCACAUACCAAACACGAAACGAGCACACAGCAGCAAGCGAUAAAACAUUGAGUUAAACCAACAGUUCGCAGUUUUCCUUAUUAACCAACUGCGUGCACAGAAUUUGUGAAAAGAGAAAGUUUCAAUUGGCUGUCGACUCGACUCGAUUUGUUGACUGCUUACUCUGUGACAGCAGGGAGAACUUGCGCAUUGGCUAACAAAACGAACGAAAAAAUCAGUAAAUAAAAAGUUCAAGUUAUUAGCAUCUUACAGAAAAUGGGACAAAAGCGAACCCUGCAGCACAACAACAACAACAACUGCAGCAGCAGCACCAGCAGCAAUGGCACUAGCAAUAUUUGUGGCUCAGCUGCGGCCUCUGGCUAUGAGUCGAUCGUCGACUCGGGCUCCACAGCAGCCCCAACUAAGGUGAAGGCGCAUGGGCACAGCAAGAAAUAUUCGGAGCAGAACGCUUUGCCUGAGAAGAAAUCCGUUGUGGUCGCUUAUAUACUGUGGCUAGUCGGCGGCAUCUUUGGACUGCAUCAUUUGUAUUUGCAUCGCGAUCGUCAUGCCUUCCUCUGGUGGUGCUCGCUGGGCGGUUACAUGGGCAUUGGCUGGUUCAGCGAAAUAUUUCUCAUACCCGAAUACGUGCGUGACGCCAACGAGGAUCCGCAGUUUCUGAAAGUGUUUAUUGCCAAGCUGCACGCGUAUCCGCGUCCGCCGUACUCAUCCAAGCGCUUUAUGGGUCAAGUGAUGUUCGGAUAUCUGUUUGGCCAGCUGUUCAGCUCAGCCGUGCCGCAAACUCUCACCGCCGGCAUAGACUUUAGUUGGAUGCACUGGUUCAUACCGAUUUUCGUGUCGCUGGGCGUGUGGACCGUUGGCAACAUUGGACGAGAGUGCGGCAUUUGGUGGCCGUGCUACGUUGGCUCUUUGGUGGCCUAUCUGGCACGCUUCUACAUCUAUGAUGAGACCUAUUCACUGCUCUUGUCGGCGCUUGUGUCUGCACUGAUUUUCGACGGCUUCUCCAAAGAAUGGCGCCGUACACCACCGCGCAGGCGCGGUGCCACCGAACGCACAGUCAAGUUGGGCGCUGCCAUUUGCAUUUAUUUUGCAGUGUGGGGCUCUGUGGUGGUCUUCAAUGGCUCCAUUACCGACGAGGACGGCGGCGAAAUGCCCAUAUACGAGGCGUUGCAGAACUUCCUAGCCUCCGCCUGGUGGACCGACCUGAAGCAGGCCCUCCACGACACGUACAUAUAUGGGCAGCAUCACGGCUGGUACGAGACGUGGCGCGAGGUCUUCGAGAGCAUGGACGUGGAUGGGGAACGCAAUGCCUACAAGGUGCUGGGCGUGGGUGCCACUGCCUCGCAGGCCGAUAUCACGGCUGCUUACCGCAAGCUAUCGAAGGAGAACCAUCCCGACAAGGUCAAGGACGAGGCACUGCGUGAAGCUGCGCAUCAGCGCUUCAUUGAAAUCCAGCAGGCGUACAACGUGCUCAGCAAAAUCAAAUCGAGCCGCCGUCGCAAGAACAACAAAUACAACGAAGACGCUGCGAUUAAACUCUAAUCGCCGAGCUGCCCAAUCUCAGUUGAAGUCUGUUCAAAUUUAAGGCAUUUUUUUUCUUUCAAUCCUUCAAUAACAAUAAAGUAUUUAUUUUUAAUAUUAAUGCAUAGCAUAAUCUAAACCUUAGAUCUAGACGAGCGCAUGCAGCGGAGGCAACUCGUGCAGCGAUAUCUUUCGGCCUGACUAAUUGCAACGUGACGUGUCGACGUCGAGGCGAAGGCAAUUGCUGGUUGUAAUUAGAAACGUUUCUUGGCUUCCACAACUAACCCUACCCCCUCCUCUAUAUAUAUAUGUAUUAUUCUAAGUCAGCAGCAGCUUUUUGUCACCACAAUCCAAGUACUUUUUAUAGCUUGUCUAGGUCUACUUCUAAUGGAGUGUAGUCGACAUAUCUCUGUGUAAACAAGUUGAACUAAGAGACUAGAUUGAUAAUACC
Messenger RNA from Drosophila hydei, 2155 nucleotides. RefSeq names its product dnaJ homolog subfamily C member 22 (gene wus). The transcript is spliced from 3 exons. NCBI's taxonomy places the organism in Eukaryota, Metazoa, Arthropoda, Insecta, Diptera, Drosophilidae. The record is from RefSeq and is a predicted model, not a curated record. The coding region runs from base 442 to 1725 and encodes 427 amino acids. Gene Ontology annotation, cellular component: early endosome; plasma membrane. Gene Ontology annotation, biological process: endocytosis.